Messenger RNA from Ahaetulla prasina, 6589 nucleotides. RefSeq lists its product as uncharacterized. Lineage: Eukaryota; Metazoa; Chordata; Lepidosauria; Squamata; Colubridae. The transcript has 3 exons. Bases 169 to 2256 code for a protein of 695 amino acids. The record is from RefSeq and is a predicted model, not a curated record.
ACAAGGCUGCAUAAAAAGGAGUCGCGGCUGCUUGAACUUCACAAGCGUCGCAGAGACUCGCAAGAGCGAAUAGCCAAUUUUGACUCCCGUCCAGUGUGAGCUUCAAAAGCAAACGUUGCCCACAUUCCUGGGUGUCAGAGCGAUCUCUUGAAUCAAUAUCAGAAAGGAAUGGAAGAGGCCAAAAUGGCUGUCCAGCCGAAAAGUGCACUUGCUACAAAAGCAGUAAUGAACAUCAGCAAAGCAGAGGAAGUCCGAAAAGAGACAGAAUUGAUGAUGAAGCCCCAUGCGAACUGGGAGGAGUAUCUGAUGCCUGGGCCCAUCUCCAUCGCCAUCUUAGGGGAGCUGGCUUGCAUUGCUGCAGCACAAGGAGACUUUGCCAUCAAUCUUGCCCCACCCCAGGGAGGCUACAAAUAUAUGAGGUAUCCGGACUCUUUCCAAGCUUCCCUGAUGCAGGUCAGCAACAGUGGUUGGCAUGCCUUCAGCAUCGCCCACAAAAAUAUGGAUGCCAUCCGGCUCCUUUCUAUGAGCGUCCCUGAGCAAAUCAAGAUGGUCAUCAAGACCUUAUUCCAGGAUGACCUAACCUUGAUAGAUGCCUUGCUCCCUGGACAACUAUCCAGCCUGAAAUCGAUUGCAAACGAAUGUUCCUCUUUAGCUAAGGCAGUUGACAAUAAGUUCAAUGACGUCAUCUGCCUGAUUGGGGAACUCUUGGAAGUGUGUACGAGUUCCAAAUCGCAGUACGAAAAAGGAUUGGCAGAAACCAAACGCGCCUUGGAAGACCUGAAACAGAGGAAGGCAGCAGCUGAAGAUGCCCAGGUGAAAGCAGAGGAAUAUUACAAAGAAAUAAAGAACAGAGUGACCGAAACAUUUGAUGAUUACAGAAAAGCGGUUGACAGCAUUCCUACCGGCUGGAAUGCUGUAAUUCUGGAAUUCACUUCGACUAUACGAGAAACCUUGACGUUGCCAGUUGCCAGCCUGAUAUCCAUUCUCAGCUUUAAGGAAAAUAUAUUGCCUGUUCCAAUCCACAGCAGAAAUGAGGGAGACGAUGAAAGUGAGGAUGACUUUAUAGCCAUGAACAACAUCUGUGGCCUGUCAGCUCAAAUGCUGGCAUUGGUGGACGCUCUUCAAACCAUGGUGGACGAUGAAGGUAACAUUGACAUGGAUGUCCUCUACAAUAAAAAACACAACGAAAUCAAAACGGUAUGGACCAAAAAGAAAGCUCAGCAACUGUUAGCAAAAAUAAAAAAAGAAAGAAAGUGCAGCAUGAAAAAAUUGGCAGUGAAAAUAUGUAAUUAUAUAAUAGAUAUUUCCAGUAUAUUAACUGAAGUGGUAGCAUCAGGGGACAUAAACAAGAAAAAACUGAUAAAGAAAAUGGGCGUUCUCUCAAAUGAUAUUGUUGUUUUCGAUAGCAGAAGCAAAUCCUGUAACCGCACAUCCCCUUUUGGUCCCAUGGCGCCAAAUAUGGCCAAAUCCCAGAAAAACGUUCAAGAGGGGUCGACGUCAGCGGUGAAAAACAGUGUUUUGAAAAUAGAGCAAACGAAAGAAAUGCUGAAGAUGAGCCAAGAAGAAUACCAGAAAAGUUUUGACAACUUAAAGCAGCAAAAUAAGGAUUUGCUGGAUGUGCUCAGUGAAAUGAGGAAAUGUGAAACAAAGGAGAUUGAUUUUGAAAAAGCCAAACAGAUGCUGAUCAAAGGCCUGGAUGCCAUGGGAAGGGUGAAGGAGCAGUGGGAGAAAAUGGUGCGCUUCUUCCAGAUGAUCUCCAACCUCAUUGACUCCUGUCUCAAUAAACGCCUAACAGAAUUUGUGAAAUCAGCUGAAGAUCUGCCCAAAAUUCCAAAUUACUCCCACCAAGACUUUGUCAUAGAUAUGAUCUACAAACAGGCCUUCAAUGCAUCCAACAUAGCUAACUUGGUGCACAUGAUAUCCGAGACCUACACCGAGGUGUCUUCAAAAUACCUAAUGGAUAAAGUGGGCAGCCUGAGUAGGCUUAUUUCCAUGGACCCUUCCGAUCCCCAAUUCCGAAUUAAGCUUAUCGAACUAAGAGCUGGCUGUGACAGUGCCCAAGAAGCCAUAGAGGACCUGGUCAUUAAGCAAAAGAAAGAAUUCGAAAAUAAUAUCCUUGCCAGAGUGGCAAAAAUCAAUUCUGAGCUGAAGGCUGUCUUGCCAGAAGUGCCCGAAGCAGAGAGAAAAGCUAUUGAAUAUAAUGUGCAAAAAGGGAUGAGGGAAAUCACUCUGGAUGAAGAGGAUCAAUUUAUGUAGAGUUGUCUUUCAACCCGUGAGGGAAAUGGAGGCUGCCUAGGCUCUUCGACAUUGUAUUUCCCUCAGAAUAAUAGAAUGUAAAUUGGGCCAUUCGGUCAUCUUGUACUUGGUAAAACCAGAAAACCAAGAAACAGAGAUAUUGCGGUCAGGAACCUUUCAAAAAUUAUCUUGGCCAACUAUUUCUUUUCUUUUUUUUAAAGAAAUUUUUUAUUUUUUUUCACAAUACACAAAAAAAACACAAUAUCACAUCAAACAGUUACAAUGUGCUGAAGGGGUGUUUACAUAUCUUUUUGUGCAAUCUUAAAAUAAACACCUCUUUCAUACAUAUAUCUUAUAUUAUCUUUUCUAACAUAUCUUUCCUUCUAACCAAUGAUAAAAUAAAUCCCAUAUUUUGUAAUAUUGCUUAUCUUCUUGUUCUCUAAUUUCAAAUGUCAAUUUACUCACCUAAUUAUUUCAUCUUGCAAAGGUAAUUUCUCAUUUUUCCAAUUUUUGGCAAACAUAAUCCUAGCUGCUGUAAAAUCAAGCAAUCAGAUAUUUUACAUCUCUAGUAUAUAUCUCAGGUAUAAUUCCCAACAGAAAGACUUCUGGCUUGAAAUCUAUGUGUUUUUUAAUCAUUUUCUCCAACCAUGUGUGUAUUUUAGUCCACUAUCUUUUCGCUUCAACACAUGUCCACCACAUAUGGUAAUAUGAUCCAGUUGUCUGAUGACAUUUCCAGCAUUUUUCAGAUUUAUCCUUAAACAUUCUGGCAAUUCUUGUCGGGGGUAAUUGGCCAACCAUUUCUGAGGUGGGGGCUCAUGUUAGCUUCUACUAAGUACUUCUAUUUUCGUUUCUUCUUGAUGCACCAGUUAUCUCUUCUCUCAUAUUCUCUCAAUUUUUAUGGACCGAUACCUCUGCCUGCUGAUCUGCUAGCUGGUUUGUCUACCCUACCAUUUCUCUCUUUUUUGGGCCAUUUCUAAUGGAGGAAAAGCUGAAGUGUGUCACGUGUGCUUCUCUUUUUACCAUAAUUUGUGUGUUUAUGAUAGAGAAAAGGGUUGGAAUAUGUACAGUAAGUAGCUUGAGAUCUAUAUUAAAAGCAUGAUGUCCAAUUUCAUUCAUUGCUAUUAAUUCUGUUGUCAUUGCAGGUUUCCCUCAUUUUUGAAGUGAUGGUACAAUCAAGUAUGAAUCUCUCUCUCUCUCUCUCUCUCUCACACACACACACACACACACAUCCAUGUGCAUACAUUAAUGCGGGAAUGAAUAGAAUGUCUACGUUUUUUUUCCGGGGUUGGCAAUUUUAGGCCUUUAUUUUUUGGGGAGAUGCUUAUCAAUUAACAGAAUAAUAGAGGGACCUUGGAGGUCUUCUAGUCCAACCCAGGAGGGUCCAACAGCCUGAUCUGUCAUCUCUUACAGAGAUGAGUGCUUGGAUUACUAUGCCCACUGAAAUAUAAGUGAUAGGUCCUCAGUCUUCCCGGCUUCUUGAGUCCUCCUAACAUCUUUUCAUAUUACUGUUGUCGAUACAGCUCGUGAAUGGUUAGAUUCUAACAACCACUCCUAAUUUACUUACUGCAAAUGAACAGCAAAUAUUAAGAACAAGGGAUUUUUAAAUUUUAUUUUAUUUUUUAAAGAAGGAAUCUCUUCAUCAAAACCAAAUGGUAAAAAUGUACCGAACGAGGAAAAGAGUGCCAGCUUAGAGAGAUAUUCUUCAAGUACUUUUAGAUGGUGAGUUUCCAGGAGAUCAAGAGAAUGAGGUUGACCGAUCAUCCAGGAUGAACAGAGUAAUUAAAUACUUAACUUUUGGGCUAAACCAGGGGUGUCAAACUCAAGGCCCAUGGCCCGCAUCCAGCCUUCAGGGUGCUUAAAUCGGGCCCACAGGGCUGGCCUGAAAAUAUCAAAGGACUGGCUUGCAGUGCCUCUGCCGGCCAAAACAAGCCACAUGUGGCCUCCUUAUGGCCUGUUUUCGGCCUCCCCAGCCUCCAGCAGCACUCUGCCAGCCAAAAACGGACCACGCAGAGGCCUCGCGGGGCCUCCGCAUGGCCCGUUUUGGCUGGCAAAGUGCUGCUGGAGGCUGGGGAGGCCAAAAACAGACUGUUCAGGGGCCUCUGGAGGCCUCCAUGCAGCCCGUUUCUGGCCAGCAGGGUGGUGCAAGAGGCUGUUCAGGGCAAAAAUGGGGUGGGGGGGCACACACACACAUACCCCAUGCCCCAUUCUGGCUGGCAUGGUGCUGCAGAACGCAUCUGUCCAACCUCCCCCACCCCAUCCCGCCAGCCCCCAGAGGAACUCUACAAUGCUGAUCCGGCCCUCAAAGAAAUCCAGCUUGACAUCCCUGGGCUAAACAGUCCCAAAUAAGAAUUUCUUCUCUUCUCUUCUUUUAUGUGGUUAAUCAUACAAUUACUAACUACUAAUACUCUGUUUUUUUAUAUAUGUAAUCUUAAAUCAGCUAAAUAAGAUUUUUUUACUUUUUCCCUGUCAGUUGUUACUUUUACAUUUUACUAUUUGUCUCUUUUAUUGAUUCUUUAGAGUUUUUCUAUCACGUAAAAGAACUAUGUUAAUCAUCUGAAGUUAUUAAACAUUAUACUAAACAGCUAUCCUACAUUACUUGCUUUUAUGCUAAAAACAGUCAAUAAAUGUCUAUUCUCUAAAAUUGCCCUGGGUUUAAUAUCUUGUUAAGAUGCCCGAUCAUCCUCAAAAGUUUUCGUAGUAUGGAUUGUACAUCUAAAUUACUGAAAAAGUUUCACGAUGCUAAAUUUUUAUGCGCCAGGACAAAAUGUGAGGCUAUUAUUAAAUCAGUAUUUAAAAAUUAUUGUGACAAAAUACUUACAGAAAACUUGGAAACUGCAGCACUUAUAACAGUUUUAUCUGAUGCAUCCAAUCAUAAUGAAACUAAAUUGUAUCCAACGCAGUGUAAGAUAUUUUAAUGUUACCAAGGGCAUUCAAGUAAAAAUUUUAAAUUUCGAAUCCGUUGAGGACGAAACUGCUGAAAUUUUGUCAAACCAUCUAUACAGAGUAAUAAAUGAAAACAAUUUGAAAUCCAGAGUUGUUGCACUAACAGCUGAUAAUACAAACACAAAUUUUGGUGGGUCAAGACGCAAAGGAGUGAAUAAUGUGUAUGUAAAAUUACAAGAUUUACUGCAAAAGAAAAUACUAGGAAUAGGUUGUAAUGCACAUAUUUUGUCAAAUACAGUCAGCAUGGUAUCAUGUGCCAUGCCAAUUGAUGUAGAAAUAAUAACUACAAUUUAUUUGUAUUUUAUUUGUUUUACCAUUCGUAUGGCUAUUUUAAAACAAUUUUGUGAAGAAGCGAAUGUUCAAUACAAAAAACUUUUAGGAUAUUCAAAAGUUAUAAAAGUUAUAACACCUGCUAUAGAGCAUGUUCUACAAUUAUUUGAACCUCUCCGUUCAUAUUUUUUUAAGUGUAGACAAAUGUCCUAAAAUCCUGGAAUCGUUUUUCAAUAAUGAGAUAGCUGAGAUAUUAAUAUAUUUUGUACAUAAUCAAGCAUCUAUUUUUCACAAAACGAUUCAAAAGAUUGAAGGUGAACACAUUUCAGCUACAGAAUUAGUCUUAAUUUGAAUGACUUUUUCCUUCAAUAUAAAAUUCGAUUUGAAGAAAAAUUUCUUGUUUUAGUUAUAAAAAGAAAAUUGUCAUACUUAGAGGAAUCAAAUCCGGGCAUAACGGAAAAGUUUAUCAAAGAAGUGCAGAAUUUUUACCGAACAUGUUUUCAAUAUAUCGAAGAAUGGUCUGAAACAAUCAUCACAGUUUUUAAUGGUGUUUUUUGAUGUCAUCACAAGUAUAUUGGACAGAUAUUGAAUCUUGUGUUGAGUUUUUAUCUAAAGAAAUGCCAGACAUUAAAAUAGAUGACAAUUGUCUCUUUGAAGAAAUUAGAAGACUGAAUAUAUUUUUAAAUUCUGAAAAAUUAAUACAAUGGGAAAAUAAACACAUUGAAAUUGAUAAAAAAAUGGGUGGAAAUAUUCAGCCAUUUCAAAAAUGAACAUAUUCCAUGUGAAAAUUCAUUUAUUCUUCAAUUUACAUUGUGCUGCCCUGAAACUAAUGCAGCAGUUGAAAGGAUUUUUUUCAAUUGCUAAUGAUUUUUGGAAAAGUGAGAAAUCGAGAUUGAAUGUUGAUGCUCUAGCUGCAGCACUUGCCGUAAAAUUCAAUACGAAGGAUAUUUCUUGUUCAGCUAUUUCCAAUGUGUUGUCAGAAGAUGAUACAUUGACAAAAAAUAUUCAUUCAGUGGAAAAGUACUCAUUUAAAUAAUAAUUAAUAGGCAUGUAUUGUUACAUAAUUGUAACAAAUGUUCUUUUAUUAUGCAAUUAUCAUACAGUGUAUUCUGUAUUGUUGCAAUGAAUAAAAUGUUUCUUU